Mesitornis unicolor (brown roatelo) is the source of this 712-nucleotide messenger RNA. Its product is annotated as rho GTPase-activating protein 26-like. Gene Ontology annotation, molecular function: GTPase activator activity. The record is from RefSeq and is a predicted model, not a curated record. Gene Ontology annotation, biological process: signal transduction. The annotation marks the transcript as partial. NCBI's taxonomy places the organism in Eukaryota, Metazoa, Chordata, Aves, Mesitornithiformes, Mesitornithidae. The transcript is spliced from 8 exons.
GCCCGGCGUGAUCACCAUGCAGGCGCUUUCGGAAGAGGACCGGAGGCUGUGGAUGGAGGCGAUGGAUGGCCGGGAGCCGGUCUACAACUCCAACAAGGACAACCAAAGCGAAGGCACCGCCCAGCUGGACACCAUCGGCUUCAGCAUUAUCAAGAAGUGCAUACACGCCGUCGAGACGAGAGGGAUCAACGAGCAAGGGCUCUACCGAAUCGUUGGAGUGAACUCCAGAGUUCAAAAGCUGUUGAGUCUAUUAAUGGAUCCCAAAACAGCCACGGAAACAGAAACCGAGAUCUGUGCCGAGUGGGAGAUAAAAACCAUCACCAGUGCUCUGAAAACCUACCUGAGGAUGCUGCCGGGGCCGCUCAUGAUGUACCAGUUUCAAAGGAGCUUCAUCAAAGCAGCCAAGCUGGAGAACCAGGAGUCGAGGGUGUCCGAGAUCCACAGCCUCGUCCACCGGCUCCCGGAGAAGAACAGGCAGAUGCUGCACUUGCUGAUGAACCACCUGGCCAAGGUCGCAAAUAACCACAAGCAGAACCUGAUGACCGUUGCUAAUCUGGGUGUGGUGUUUGGGCCGACGCUGCUGCGACCUCAGGAGGAAACCGUCGCUGCCAUUAUGGACAUCAAAUUUCAGAACAUCGUGAUUGAGAUUCUGAUAGAAAACCAUGAGAAGGUAACGGCCUCCCUUGCUUCCUUCGGCGCCGUUAAUGGGUGA